This is a messenger RNA of Cyphellophora attinorum, 459 nucleotides long. RefSeq lists its product as uncharacterized. Bases 1 to 459 code for a protein of 152 amino acids. The transcript has a single exon. Lineage: Eukaryota; Fungi; Ascomycota; Eurotiomycetes; Chaetothyriales; Cyphellophoraceae. The record is from RefSeq and is a predicted model, not a curated record.
AUGCCGCUAUCCAGUGCAACCACAUGUUUCUCGGCUCUGCUCGCCGGCAUCCUCAGUCUCAACGUGGUCAGCUGUAGUCCGAUACUGUCAAGCGCUCAACCCAUGUCACCAGCCGAAUGGUCUGCCCUGGUCAAGCGAUCACCAAUAUCCGCCUCAGCCAUGGACGACUGGCCUACGAAUGUCAUCAUGCUCGGCGGCUCAGAAACGUACGGCAUGUGGGUACCACAGGAUGGAGAAUGGCACGAUGUCGGCGACAUAAUGUGUCUCGAUGUGCCAGCUUACAACAUCGUCAACUGUGGAAGUGUGACCAUCGACAACGUUGGUGUAGUUACUGGUUACGGUCCUUGCACGUUCAUUGGCAGUACUGGAUGGUCUGCAUCUGUCUCUGGUGCAUCGGGUGCGGGCUACAAGACUGUUGGGCCGCCGCAGACUAUUUCCCAGGUGUGGUGUUCUACUUGA